This is a messenger RNA of Knipowitschia caucasica, 2982 nucleotides long. The record is from the annotation of a GenBank genome assembly. NCBI's taxonomy places the organism in Eukaryota, Metazoa, Chordata, Actinopteri, Gobiiformes, Gobiidae.
AUGCUGCUGCCUGGUGAGGAGCUAGUGAUGGAGGGCAUGAGGGUUCAUCUGAUGCCGGACGGAAGAGAGGAGGCCACAGGGCUCAUGGGAGGGCCCCCACUGCUGCCCGCAGAGGGAGCCAUCUUUCUCACCACCUAUAGGCUCAUCUUUAGAGGGACGCCCACCGAUCCUCUGGUGGGAGAGCAGGUGGUGACGCGCUCCUUCCCCAUCGCCUCUCUCACCAAAGAGAAGAGGAUCUCUGUGUCUUUGCCCAUGGACCAGUUUGUACAAGAGGGACUGCAGCUGCGCUCCUGCACCUUUCAGCUGAUAAAGAUUGCGUUUGAUGAGGAAGUGGCAUCGGACUUGGCUGAAGUGUUCAGGAAACAUGUGCACAAACUGCGCUACCCUCCCCACGUCCAGGGAACUUUUGCCUUCACCGCAGGACAGAGUGUCAAGAUGGUGGUGGAGCACAAGGCCAAAGACAAGAACCAGUCUCUCAAAACCCUGUCCAAAAACCUUGUGAAGAGUGCCAAGCGGACAAUCGGUCGUCAGUAUGUGAGCAGGAAGAAGUACGCGCCACCCACCUGGGAAAACCGCGGCAGCUUCCACUCUGAGCUCGAUGACGACGACAUCUCAGUCUGUGAGGAGGUGGAGCCCAGUGCUAUGACCCUGUCCUCAACCAUGCGCUCAUCCGACAGACAGACGAUGAGUAACGUGGUGGAGCGAGCCUGUUGUCGUGACUACCAGCGCCUCGGACUGGGCACGCUCAGUAGUAGCCUGACGCGCUCCAAAAAUGAGCCCUUCAGGAUUUCCACUGUCAACCGCAUGUACACAGUCUGUCGAAGUUACCCCGGGCUCCUCAUCGUGCCUCAGUCCAUCCCAGACGGCACACUCCAGAGGAUAUGUCGAUGUUACAGACAGAGCCGCUUCCCUGUGGUGUGCUGGCGGAACACGCGCACCAAAGCGGUGUUACUGCGCUCUGCUGGUCUCCACGCUAAAGGAGUGGUAGGCUUCUUCAAGUCGCCCAAUACCUCUACUGCGGUCCCGUCCCAGGCGGACUCCACCAGCCUGGAGCAGGAGAAGUACCUACAGGCCAUCAUCAGCUCCAUGCCCUCGUACAGUGAGAGCAGUGGGCGUAACACUCUUAGCGGCUUCAGCUCCGCCCACAUGAACACUUCAGAGUUGUCGGACAGGCUGCGGCCGCCGAAGCUUGGAGCGUUGCUCAAACAGGUGGCAGGAGGUAAAGAGGACGCCCCAGGAACAUUCAGCCGAGGAGCUCUAGGCCAAAAGGCGAAAGUGGUGUCUGGGUCUCAACCCAAAGUGUCUUCAACCAAAGGCAGAUGCAGCCCGCGAGGUAAAUGGGGCAGUAUUCGUGGCAGUGGGCGCCUCAGUGCGUAUGCCCCAGACGUGGGACCUCGGCUGGCGGGGAAAGAAUCUCCACAGCCCAACGGAGCUCUGAGUGAAGCCCUGUUCCUCCGGCAGCAUAAAGCCUUCCUCUACAUAAUCGGAGACAAGGCUCAGCUCAAGGGGGGUAAGCAGGACUCGUUCCAGCAGUGGGAGGUGGUGCCUAUUGAGGUGUGUGACGUCAGACAGGUGAAGAACAGUUUUAAGAAGCUGAUGAAGGCCUGCAUACCCAGCUCAGCCUCCAGCGACCCCAACAUGAGCUUUCUGCGCUGCCUGGAGGACUCCGAGUGGAUGAGCCUGCUGCACAGAGUCCUGCAGGUGUCAGUGUUGGUGAUGGAGCUAUUGGACGCAGGCUCCUCUGUGAUGGUCAGCCUGGAGGACGGAUGGGACGUUACCACGCAGGUGGUGUCCCUGGUACAAAUCCUCUCCGACCCAUACUACCGCACACUGGAGGGCUUCAGGCUGCUGCUGGAAAAAGAGUGGCUGUCCUUCGGUCAUCGUUUCAGCCACAGGGGCGCUCAAACUGUGGGAUCCCAGAGCAGUGGCUUCACUCCGGUCUUCCUGCAGUUCCUCGACUGUGUGCACCAGAUCCACCUGCAGUUCCCCAUGGAGUUUGAGUUCAGCCAGUACUACCUGAAGUUUCUAGCCUAUCACUACGUGUCCAACCGCUUCAGGACUUUCCUCCUGGACUCUGACUAUGAGCGCAUCGAGCUGGGAGUACUAUACGAAGAGAAGGGCGACCGCAGGCCUCCUCAGCUCUGUAGAUCUGUGUGGGAUUACAUUGAGCGCCUCAACAAGAAAACUCCAGCCUUCUACAACUACAUGUUUGCCCCUGAGGACGACGAGGUCCUGCGCCCGUACACCUUCAUCUCCAACCUCCACGUGUGGGACUACUACACAGAGGAGACUCUGUCCGAGGGCCCUCCGUAUGACUGGGAGCUGAAGCCUCACCCGCCGGAGCGCAUCCCGGAGGAGAGUCCGGAGAAGAGCCUAGAGGCCGAGCUCGGAGCCACCCCUGACAAGUGGAGGGACACCUGGGACAAGCUGAAGAGCCAGCAGAGGCACGAGACCCGACAGGAGAACAAGCCGUCCUUCUCCAGCUCCCUCCUCAUGGCCUCCAACCCGGGGCACCAGCGGCGCUCCCAGCCAGUUUACCUACAGGAUAGCCCCUCGUCUCUGGGCCUGGACUGUCAGGCCUCAGCCACCUCCACCCCUGUCCCAGGCCGCCAGAGCAGCAGCACCCUGUACAGCCAGUUCCAGAGCAGCGAGAGUGAGAACAGGAGUUUUGAGGGAAUCCUGUACAAGAAAGGUGCUCUUCUGAAGCCGUGGAAGCCGCGCUGGUUCGUCCUGGACAAAACCAAGCACCAGCUGCGGUACUACGACACGCGUCAAGACAAGGAGUGCAAAGGCGUGAUCGAGCUGGCUGAGGUGGAGACUGUAAUCAUGGCCACGCCUACCAUGGGAGCGCCCAAGAACGUGGAGGAGAAGGCCUUCUUUGACCUGAAGACCACAAGGCGCGUCUAUAACUUCUGUGCACAGGACACUUUCCAUGCGGCUCAGUGGACUGAGAACAUUCAGAACUGUCUGUCGGACGCAUAA